GACACGAAGUCAGAAACCGGAAACACGCGACCAUCGUCAUCUGCAGGAAAAAUAACAACAAAACAUUUCGUCACUGUGUAGCUUUGUUGGAGACAUUUUAACAGUGUCGAGCGCUUUUAAUCUUUAACUCGUGUUCUGCCCUCGCUUCAUGGGUGCCUAGCCCUGGGUUUUCUUCUAAGCUAUAUCUACCUGGUAACAUCAGCCUAACGUCACUCCUCCAACAUGGCCCAACCGAGAGGAGUCAACAGUCUACAGUUCAACCAGGACCAGAGUUGUUUCUGUUGUGCCAUGGAAACCGGUGUCAGGAUCUACAAUGUGGAGCCUCUUAUAGAGAAGGGGCACCUUGACCAUGAGCAGGUGGGUAGUGUGGCCCAGUGUUCAAUGCUGCAUCGCUCCAACCUGCUGGCUGUAGUAGGAGGUGGAGUCAACCCCAAGUUCUCUGAGAUCUCAGUGUUGAUCUGGGAUGAUGCUCGGGAGGGGAGGGACCCCAAGGACAAGCUAGUGCUGGAGUUUACCUUUACCAAGCCUGUUCUGGCCGUACGCAUGAGACACGACAAGAUCAUCAUUGUGUUGAAGAACAGGAUCUAUGUCUACAGUUUCCCUGACAACCCUGUGAAACUGUUUGAGUUUGACACCAGAGACAACCCUAAAGGACUGUGUGACCUGUGCCCCAGUCUGGAGAAACAGCUGCUGGUCUUCCCUGGACAUAAGUGUGGAAGUCUACAGCUUGUGGACCUUUCCAACACCAAGCCUGGCACAUCGUCCGCCCCCUUUACCAUCAACGCCCACCAGAGUGAGAUCGCCUGCCUGGCGCUCAACCAGCCUGGCAGCGUCGCGGCCUCGGCCUCCCGCAAGGGUACCCUCAUCAGACUGUUUGAUACUACCACCAGAGACAAACUAGUGGAGCUGCGCAGAGGAACAGACCCUGCUACACUCUACUGCAUCAACUUCAGUCAUGACUCUUCGUUCCUGUGUGCCUCCAGUGACAAGGGCACUGUUCACAUCUUUGCUCUCAAAGAUACUAAACUCAACAGACGCUCAGCAUUGGCUCGUGUGGGGAAGGUGGGCCCAGUGAUUGGUCAGUAUGUGGACAGCCAGUGGUCAUUGGCCAGUUUCACCGUUCCGGCAGAGUGUGCCUGUAUCUGUGCGUUUGGGAAGAACACCUCUAAAAACGUCAACUCUGUCAUCGCUAUCUGUGUUGACGGGACGUUCCAUAAAUACGUGUUCACCCCUGAUGGCAACUGUAACCGAGAAGCCUUUGACGUUUACCUGGACAUCUGUGAUGAUGACGACUUCUAAGAGGAUGGAGAGAGGGAAGAAGGAGAGCGGGAGAGAGAGGGGGAGGGCAGGGGAGAAGAGAAGAGACCUGGUGAUAAAUGUGAUAAUGGUAGGUUGGAUUUAGAAUCAGACAGAGGUGAAGCAGAUGUUGUACAGAACAAAAUACAGGUGUGUGAAAAGGGUCUGUUUAACGCGAUUGCCUCGUGUUCUUAUUGUAACCAAGUGUAUUUAAAAAUGUAUGAAGAUUAAAAACAUUUUUACGAUGA
Oncorhynchus tshawytscha (Chinook salmon) is the source of this 1544-nucleotide messenger RNA. RefSeq names its product WD repeat domain 45 (gene wdr45). The record is from RefSeq and is a predicted model, not a curated record. Gene Ontology annotation, molecular function: phosphatidylinositol-3,5-bisphosphate binding; phosphatidylinositol-3-phosphate binding; protein binding. Gene Ontology annotation, cellular component: cytosol; phagophore assembly site membrane; extrinsic component of membrane. Bases 223 to 1299 code for a protein of 358 amino acids. The transcript is spliced from 11 exons. NCBI's taxonomy places the organism in Eukaryota, Metazoa, Chordata, Actinopteri, Salmoniformes, Salmonidae. Gene Ontology annotation, biological process: nucleophagy; autophagy of mitochondrion; protein lipidation.